Messenger RNA from Argentina anserina (silverweed cinquefoil), 654 nucleotides. RefSeq lists its product as uncharacterized. The record is from RefSeq and is a predicted model, not a curated record. Bases 1 to 654 code for a protein of 217 amino acids. Lineage: Eukaryota; Viridiplantae; Streptophyta; Magnoliopsida; Rosales; Rosaceae. The transcript has 2 exons.
AUGGAGUGUUUUGAUGUGUUUAAGAAGGUGGAGGACUUGUGCACUCACAAGCGGUAUAAGAGUACAUUGAAGAAUGAUGACAAGGUUUGUUUGAAUGAGAGAAUUAGUGCCGUACGUCAAAAGAGGUUACCGCUCAAGCUCAAAGAUCCGGGUUCGUUUACUAUUCCUUGCAAGAUUGGUGAGAGACCAUUUGAGAAGGCACUCAUGGAUUUGGGUGCUAGCAUAAAUUUGAUGCCCUAUGGUGUCUACAAAGAUCUUGAGUUGAGCGACAUCAAACCUAUACAAGUUUCUCUCCAACUAGCCGAUAGAAGUGUGAGGUAUCCAAGAGGAGUUAUGGAAAAUGUGUUAGUGCAAGUUGACGAGUUGGUCAAACCGGCUGAUUUCGUUAUUCUUGACAUGGAGGAUGUUUACCAAGAUGAUCUCCCUAUUAUCUUUGAUAGAGCUUUUAUGGCCACAGCGGGGACAAAGAUUGAUGUGAAAUUGGGUUUGCUCACCAUGUCCGUGUAUGAAACCACAAUUGAGUUCAAGAUCUUUGAUGAAUUAAAGAAGCCUAUGAGGUUGCAAAAAGUUUACUCUAUUGAAGUGGAGGACAAGAUUGAUGACUUGGUGGAGCACACUUUUCAUGAGACCUUGAUGCAUUUGAGUUGGCACUAG